Molecule: messenger RNA, 288 nt
Organism: Rangifer tarandus platyrhynchus (Svalbard reindeer)
Lineage: Eukaryota; Metazoa; Chordata; Mammalia; Artiodactyla; Cervidae
Source: the annotation of a GenBank genome assembly
GCGCACUCCGCCCCUGACGUGGGUCAAGUAUGCUCUGCCCACACGCCGACUCCCAGGAGAGGCCCGAGGGCCUCGCUACUGCCGCCAGGUGAAAUCCAUCCAGGAGCAAAUCCACGCCACCGAGACAACCCAAGCUUUUUAUCAGCUGUGAAGUACCUGGAAAGCAGGAGGCCGGCGAGGCGCACAGCGCGCCCCACGGGCCACCGCCCCGACUUAGACCACCACCGCGUCCCCGCCCCCGGCCCCGGGCCUCGGUGCUGCCGGCCCGUGACGCAUGGGGGCCCCACC